AUGAGCAUCCACAGCCGGCGCGGCACCGCGCGUCAAGUCCGCGCCGCGUCCGCGCUCGUGCGGUCCACGCCCGGCGGAGACAUCGAUCGUAGGUUCGGGCUCGGGGACGUCACCCCGCUGCAUCUCGCGGCGUGGCGGGGCGACGCGCGCGUCGUCCGCGCUCUGUGCGACGCCGGCGCGUCGCUCACCGCGCGCGACGGCGAGAGCGGAUGGUCCCCGCUGCACCGCGCCUUCCACCACGGGAACGCGCGCGCCGCCGCCGCGCUCCUCGCGCGCGGCGCGACCCUCCACGCCCCGCUCGACCGGCUGGGCAGAUCCCCGCUGGACGUCCUCACCCGAGCGCUCCGCCGACGCUUCGACGACGACGCCCUCGACCGUUCGCGUCCGCAUGGACCGACCGCGUCCCCGACCCGCGCCGCCGCCGCCUCCGCCUCCGCGUCGUCGUCGUCGUCGUCGUCGUCCCGACCGUGCGAUCUGUACUCGUGGGGCAGCGGCGUCAACUUUCAGCUCGGCACGGGCGCGGUGAACGAGCAACCGACGCCGCGACGCGUCGACGACGUCGCCGUGGCGGUCCCAACCUCGCACGGAUCCGCGGGUGGGGGGGUCGAGCACGACGACGGCUGCGGGUCGGGCGGGUCCGGGGAUACGAAUCGUCGCAGGAGGGAACCGUGCGGCGGCGUCGUCUGCGCAUCCGCCGGUAAGUUUCACACCGUGUGCGCCACCGCCGACGGAGCCGUGUACGUAUGGGGACACGGCCGCGGGGGCAGGCUCGGCGUGAACGUGAAGGCGGUGUACGCGGGGGACGAGGCGAUCGUCGCGCCCGCGCGUCUGGCGACGUUUGGGGUUCACCCACGUAACGGUCCAAACUCGGUCCAAAGUCUUCGCGUGGUUGCGGUGGCGGCUGGGAAGCACCACACGUUGGCGGCGACGGAGUGCGGGCUCGCGUUCUCGUGGGGGCUGAGCAGGGACGGGUGCCUGGGGUACCUCACCGCGGCGGAGGAGACCGCGGCCGUUUCGUCGUCCACCAGGGCCGUUUCGUCGUCGGUAACCGCCGUCGGACCCACCCAAACUGAAGAACGAUUCUCGCAAAACACGCCCAGGCGAAUCGCGGGGACCCUCAAGGGGAUACGAAUCGUCGCCGUUUCCGCCGCCAACCGUCACAGCGUCGUGCUCACCGCCGACGGCGACGUGUACGCGUUCGGGAGCAACGCGCGAGGCCAGCUCGGCGUCGCACUGGGUUCGCACCUGCUCGACCACUCGCACUCGCCCAAACGAGUGGACCUGACUCGUGGUAAGCGCUCGUUCGCCGACGGCGGCGGCAGGCGGUGCGUCGGCGUCGCGUGCGCCAAGGCUCACACCGUCGCGCUCACCGCCGACGGGGACGCGUUCCAGUGGGGCCACGGCGCGUGGGGUCCGAGGCGGGUCGACAUCGGGUCGGGUUUAGUCCAUCGCGACGGAGGAGGAAGCCCCGGCAAAAAUUUCGUCGUCCACCAGGGCGUCACCUCCAGGCCGACGCCCGGUCGGUUAGUCGCCGUCGCCGCGGGCGCGACGACGUCCCUGGCGCUCACCGCCGACGGCGCGGUGCUGGCGUGGAGGAGCGACGAUAAGGCGCUUCGAUGUUCGCACGUGCGCGGCAUUCCCGACGGCGUCGUCUCCGUCGCGGCGGGUAAGCGCAGGUGUGUUGUGGCCACCGCCGCCGGCGACGUCUACUCCUGGGACUCGACGGAUGAAAAAGAAAAAGAAGCGGCGCCGUUCAGGGUGGCCGGGAUCAAGCGCGUCGUGUCGGUGUGCGUCGGGGAGAAGCACUCGUUGGCGCUGCAGAGGAUAGCGCGGCCGCCGCGCGAGACGAUUCUGACGCUCGCCGACGAGGAGGAUGACGCCGACGAGUACGCCGGAAACUUCGCCGGAGACUUGGAUGACGUCGACGAGGUCACGGCGAGCUUGGAGGCGAUGUACUCGACCGCCGCGGACGACGUCGCGCGCGUCGCGGACGACGACUGGGACGCCCAACCACCAAACGCCGAACCAAACUCCGACGGGGACUCGGACUCCGAGGACGGCGACGGACGAAGGAGGAAUCGAAGGAGGGCGUCAAAGUGCCCGUCGCUGAAGGACCUGUGCGUUUUAGUCGUAGCCGAGCGCGUGUGCGACGUGCGAAACGCGACGGACCUCGCGUCGUUCGCGGCGCACCUCGACGCGCCCAGCCUUCGAGCGUACGCCCUGCGAGUCGCCGCCGCCAACCUCGACGCGGCGCUGUGCGAGGUUGGCCCGGAGGCGCUGGUGGAGUGCGACCCGUUCACGGCGGCGGCGUUGGAGCUUUUAUUGCGGCGAGGGGACGGGGCGACGUUCACGGGUAACCGCGACGCCUCUCGAGGCACCGACGACGACGACGCGGACGACGCGGAUGCGGACGACCGUUACGACGACCGUUACGACGACGACGACGAGCGGGUGUUCAGGGAGAGGAGAGACGCGGCGGAGUUUCUCGCUCGCAUCCGAGCCGCGUCGGCGUUUGAUCGAGCCGACGACUCUGAACCCAUGGAAUCCGCCGCCGCUACGCAUAAACCGCGCCGGGCCAGGGGACGCGCCUCGAACGACGCGGGCUCGGGCCCCGCCGCGAGCGUGCCCCCCGCCGCUCCCACCGACGAAGCCUCGAGCGGCGACGCGGGGGGACCGAGCUGGCUCUCCGCUCGCGUCCGAGGAAUUGGGAAAACGCCGAUUGAAUCGGAGGACCAAACUCCGCGCAAACCCGCGAGGGGCGCGGGGACGAGCAGGCGCGCGGCGGAGGCCGCGGCGAGCCGGGCGGCGCGCGGCGCGCUGUCGCUCUUCCUCUCGGGCGCGCUCGAGGAGGGCCUACGCCGCGGCGGGGGCGCGUCGAACGUCGAUGCGGCGGCGGCUGAGACGGCGGAGCGAAGAACGACGCCGAGGACGUGGAACCGUUCCGAGAACCGUUCCGAGAACCGUUCCGAGACGGCCGACGCGAACCCCUCGCCGGACGACGUCGACGUCCACACCCGCCCCGUCAAUCGUCGUCGCGGUCUCCUGGACAUUCAACUCGCGCAGGAGCGGGAGGCGGCGGCGGAGCGGGAGGCGCGUGACGCGCGAGGUUUCGCAACCGCCGCGGCUCGCCCCGUCCCCGCGUAUGGGCAAAACGGGCAAAACGGGCAAAACGGGCAAAACGGGCAAAACGACCCCCACACGCCGUCCGCGCCCGCCGACGUCCACGACGCGUCUCGUUCGUUCCCUCCGUCGUCUCCCAACGCGCGGGUGUUCUCGCUCGGCGCCCUCAUCGGAGCCAGUCGCGGCGGCGGGUACGGCGGGCGAGGGUCCCGUUCGUUCGCCAAAAACGGCCAAAAACGGCCGCCCCAAUCACCCGCGUGGGGCGGGGUUCGUUCGUCGUCGAUCGAAUCGUCGCGUUCGCGGGGCGACGACGCGUCCCACGGGUCGCCUCCUCCCCCCUCGCUUCUGGACAUCCAGCGCGAGGAGGAGGCCAGGGCGGAGAGUUCGUUUGGUUCCCCCUCGCCAAAAAACUUUUCGCCAAACUUUUCUCGGCUCGGCGGGUCGUCGCCCGCGAGUGCCGGUCGGUCGUGGUACGUGCCGGACUCGGGGCGCGGCGCGCCGGUGGGGCUGAGGGCGCUGUUGGCGGAGGAGGAGGACGCGCGGUUGGCCGCCGAGCUCGCCGCCGCGGAGGCUGACGCCGCCGCGAAGGUUAAGGUUCCUCCUUUGGAUAAAAAGGAAAAAGGCAAAAAGCCGAGUCGGAGGACUCGCGCGGGUAACCCGCGACCCGGUGGGAACCCACGAUCGACCGACGGAACUAAAGGCGGGAACCGCAAGGAUGACAAGUCGGGCGACGGGGAGGACGAGGCUGUGCGUCGGCACCGUCCACCCGCGAAGAAGAAGGCUUCUUCGUCGCCCGAGGCUUCGAACCGAGGAGGCGCGGGUGCGGGUGCCGACGAGGCGGCUCUCGGGGGUGGGAGACGGGGCCGAGUCGGGGGCGACGGGUGCGUCGGCGCGCGCGGGUCCGGGCCGGCGAAGCCGAGGGCGUUCCCGAAAGGGACGAAAGCUCGAGAGUCGGAGCCUCCGCAGCGCGGGAACGGUCGAGGAGGACGCUCGCGGCGCGGGGCGCCACAACAGCCCUAAUUUUAAUUUUGGGCGAAAUAGGAAAUUUUAAUGCCAAAUGGAGCGGU
Micromonas commoda is the source of this 4187-nucleotide messenger RNA. RefSeq lists its product with no specific name. The transcript has 2 exons. Gene Ontology annotation, molecular function: protein binding. NCBI's taxonomy places the organism in Eukaryota, Viridiplantae, Chlorophyta, Mamiellophyceae, Mamiellales, Mamiellaceae. The record is from RefSeq and is a predicted model, not a curated record. The coding region runs from base 1 to 4140 and encodes 1379 amino acids.